Telopea speciosissima is the source of this 2762-nucleotide messenger RNA. Its product is annotated as exocyst complex component SEC15A. The transcript is spliced from 3 exons. NCBI's taxonomy places the organism in Eukaryota, Viridiplantae, Streptophyta, Magnoliopsida, Proteales, Proteaceae. The coding region runs from base 158 to 2527 and encodes 789 amino acids. The record is from RefSeq and is a predicted model, not a curated record. Gene Ontology annotation, biological process: intracellular protein transport; Golgi to plasma membrane transport; exocytosis. Gene Ontology annotation, cellular component: membrane; exocyst.
CGAAAGAGAAAAUAAAAACUCUCGCUUCUCUCUCUGCUGUGGAUUUGGAGUAGUUCAACCAGGCAUUCUUUCCUGCUUUUAUGAUUUCCUCUUUGGUUUUGUCGACGUUCUUGCCAGGAAGGAUAGGCCCUUCUCUGCUCAUCAUGUGAUCAGAACCAUGCAAGCAAAAACCAAAAAGAGAACUGUUACAGAGAAUGGGGAUGGGGGAGAAGACUUGGUACUUGCAACUUCAAUUGGGAAUGGGGAAGAUCUAGGUCCUAUUGUCAGGCAUGCAUUUGAGAUGGGAAGACCGGAGGCCCUCUCACAUCAGCUCAAGAAUGUUGUGAAGAAGAAGGAAGUUGAAAUUGAGGAGCUUUGCAAGCUCCACUAUGAAGAAUUUAUUCUAGCUGUUGAUGAGCUCCGAGGUCUCUUGGUCGAUGCUGAAGAGCUGAAGAGCGAGCUAUCAAGUGAUAAUUUCCGGCUCCAGGAGGUUGGUAGUGAACUUCUGUUGAAACUUGAGGAGCUUCUUGAGUCAUAUUCAAUCAAGAAGAAUGUGACUGAGGCUAUUAAGAUGUCAACGGUGUGUGUGCAAGUCCUAGAGCUGUGUGUGAAGUGUAAUGCAAAUGUAACCGAAGGUCGGUUUUAUCCUGCUCUGAAGACUCUAGACCUGAUUGAGAAAAACAUUUUGCAAAAUAUUCCUGUUAAGGCCCUGCGGAAGGUUAUUGAGAAGCAAAUACCAGCAAUAAAAUUGCAUAUUGAAAAGAGAGUAAAUAGUGAGUUUAAUGAGUGGUUGGUUCACAUUAGGAGCACCGCUAGAGAAAUCGGCCAGAUGGCUAUAGGACAGGCAGCAUCUGCCCGUCAGAGGGAUGAGGAAAUGCGGGCUCGCCAAAGGGAAGCUGAGGAACAGAGCCGAUCGGGGUUAGGAGAUUGUGUGUACACUUUAGAUGUGGAGGAAAUUGAUGAAGAUUCAAUUCUGAAGUUUGAUCUCACACCUGUCUAUCGGGCAUACCACAUCCACACUUGCCUUGGAAUCCAAGAUCAGUUCCGUGAAUACUACUACAAGAAUCGGUUGUUGCAGCUAAAGUCAGACUUGCAAAUAUCCUCGAUUCAACCAUUCCUAGAAUCCCAUCAAACUUUUUUUGCUCAAAUUGCUGGUUACUUUAUAGUGGAGGACCGGAUACUACGAACAGCUGGAGGGCUAUUAUCAGCAAAUCAGGUGGAGACAAUAUGGGAUACAGCUAUUGCGAAGAUGACAGCUGUGCUGGGUGAGCAGUUUUCCCGUAUGGAGACUGCAAGUCAUCUACUUCUGAUCAAGGACUAUAUCACUCUUGUAGGUUCAACUCUUACACGGUAUGGGUACCAGGUAGGUCCUCUACUUGAGGUUCUUGAUAAUAGUAGAGACAAAUACCACGAGCUUCUUCUAGAAGAGUGUCGGCAACAGAUGGUCGAUGUGUUUGCCAACGAAACUUAUGAGCAGAUGGUGAUGAAGAAGGAAUAUGAAUACAAUAUGAAUGUUUUAGCAUUCCAUCUCCAAGCCUCAGAUAUAAUUCCUGCUUUCCCAUAUAUUGCACCUUUCUCCGCCAUUGUUCCUGAUUGCUGCCGCAUUGUCCGAUCAUUUAUUGAAGAUUCUGUCAAUUACUUGUCUUAUGGGGGCCACAUGAACUUCUAUGAUGUUGUAAAGAAAUAUCUGGACAAGCUAUUAAUUGAUGUCUUGAAUGAGGCUGUAUUGAAGGCAAUCCACAGUCCCACCACGGGUAUUUCCCAAACAAUGCAGAUGGCUGCGAACAUUUCUGUUCUUGAGCGAGCUUGUGAUCUUUUUCUGCGACAGGCAGCACAACAUUGUGGCAUUCCUGUACGAUCAAUUGAGAGGACUCAUGCUAGUUUAAAUGCCAGGUCGGUCCUAAAGACAUCAAGGGAUGAGGCCUAUCAUGCUUUGUUAAACCUAGUGAACACUAAGUUGGAUGAAUUUAUGCAACUUACUGACAAUAUCAAUUGGACAACAGAGGAGGCUCCGCAGAAUGUAAAUGAGUAUAUAAAUGAGGUGGUGUUCUACCUUGAGACUCUGAUGUCCACAGCUCAGCAAAUCUUACCAUUGGAUGCCCUGUACAAGGUUGGGAGUGGGGCCCUGGAUCACAUCUCUAACUCAAUUUUGUCAGCUUUUCUCAGUGACAGUGUCAAGAGGUUCAACGUGAAUGCAGUCAUGGGCAUUGACAAUGAUCUAAAACUUUUAGAAUCUUUUGCAGAGGAUAGAUUCCAAAGCACUGGCUUGAGUGAGAUACACAAGGAAGGUAGUUUGAGAGACUGCUUGAUACAAGCACGGCAACUGAUUAACCUUCUUUUGAGCAGCCAGCCUGAGAACUUUAUGAACCCUGUGAUAAGGGAGAAAAACUAUAAUGCUUUGGACUAUAAAAAGGUCGCUAGCAUUUGUGAGAAAUUUAAGGACUCGCCAGAUAGACUGUUUGGAAGCCUUUCAAGUCGGAAUACUAAACAAAAUGCUCGGAAGAAGUCAAUGGACAUGCUGAAGAAAAGACUGAGGGAUUUCAAUUGAGAAUGCAUGAAGUAUAUGACAAGUGUUACAUGUAGAUCCACUUUCACCUCUAUUUGUUUUUCUUUUUCCUUUUGCCCCCCUUCGUCUAAUUAUCUAGAUUUAAAUGGAUUCUCUUCUCCUUCUGUUUCCUGUUCUUUAUGUUUAUUCUCAAUAGUAAUUGACAGCUUUAAUUAAGGAUCAAAUGGGGAUGAUUUUACAUUUAUAAAAGAGUUAUGGCUUGGCCAGCAUGCUUGUA